AUGAAUGGCUCCGACUUGGCAGCCAAAGCACGCGAGAGCAUGACCUGCCGGCCAUCGGCCGACCCUUUGACAAUCAACAGACCCCGGUGCCUUCGAACGGGGGGUGUUCCGACCUCACCUGAUGUCACCGUCAGGCUACCCGUCUUUCGAGCCUCGAACCUCGGCUGUGCGACGAUCCUCUUCCAGCUUCGGAGUCACUGCGGCGCGCACGCGAGGGGUACAAUCUGCUCGCUCGACCGUGACCGAGGUGAUGAAUCCAUCCGGAAUCCUCGCCGUGAUGAGAUCCACCACGACCACUGGCAAGACUGGGGACGGGAUAGGUCGCCCAAAUCCUCCAGUCGCCGUUCCACCGCUUGCCUGUCUUCGACUAGCCUCCGGAGAUGGAUCAUGGAAUUUUUGACGAUUCCUGGCAAGAUGCGGGAGGCAAACCAAAGGAACCUGAUCACGAUGGCGACAUCACCCUCGCCGCCUGUCCUCUCCGUGGAGCUUGGCCUUCGUAUCGGACCGGCUGGCCUCGAGGUCUUUGAUCACGACGCAAAACGUCGAGCAGGAGGACACAGUUCAUCCGCCUCCGCCUACCCCGUUGCCGCCUCGAGCAUGCUGCAUCGGUCCAGCCGUCCUGCAGAUUCUGCUGCGGCAGCCAUCACGGCGGCGCUGCAGGGCGGGCUCGUAUUUCGCCGUCAUCGUCCCCAAGCUAACCCCCAAAUCUGGUGCGGCGAUGCAGUCUACUGCGAAGCCCCCGGGGGGGCCUGCACGCGACCGUCGACAGGCACCGCCAAUCUUGCGGUAGUUGCAUUUCGCCUGGCAACGCGUCCACACCGGGACAUUCCCCCCUAUUGCGAUGUAACAUCCAGGGGCUCGAUGGUGGCCACUCUGCUCGAUCUCGCAGCACACCGCACGGACGACCACUGA
Messenger RNA from Drechmeria coniospora, 912 nucleotides. RefSeq lists its product as uncharacterized. Lineage: Eukaryota; Fungi; Ascomycota; Sordariomycetes; Hypocreales; Ophiocordycipitaceae. The transcript has 2 exons. The record is from RefSeq and is a predicted model, not a curated record. The coding region runs from base 1 to 912 and encodes 303 amino acids.